Paramisgurnus dabryanus is the source of this 544-nucleotide messenger RNA. RefSeq names its product chromosome 20 C10orf53 homolog (gene c20h10orf53). The record is from RefSeq and is a predicted model, not a curated record. Lineage: Eukaryota; Metazoa; Chordata; Actinopteri; Cypriniformes; Cobitidae.
CACACUGUGCCGCUACCGCUUAACAAACUACUUGUAAGGUUAUUGUUUGAGAUUUAAGGAAAUGCCUCAGAAUUCAUUGGUAAAAAUACGAUAUGGUCCAUAUGAGUCCUGUGGUAUCGUCGAGCACAGGACAUUUCGCCUGGACGGUUUACAAGCGGCUCUAAAAGCGGACGGUCACCAGUGUGUCCUCGAGCAAACCGAUGUCUGGAAUACAGUAAUGCUUAUUGUCAAUGGAGAGUGCGUCUACGUGUGCAACAUUACUGACCUUGAGUUUGGAGGUGAUGGACGACUUGAUCCGAUGUGCCAGCAGGCCACUGACGCAGUGAGAAACGCAUACUGAUCAUCACGACUAACUUAAAAAUCUAGUGCUUCUUACCUAGUCAGAUUUUUAGUGCAUGCGCAUUCCGUGUGAGCUGACUACAGUGCGAUGCUGUGGGUUUGCUUAAUUAAAUAAAUGACAUAGCCAAACAAAUAUCCAUCCUAUGGAGGGACAUAGUUUAUUGGAUUAUACUAAUGUAUAAGCCAGUGUACAUCAAAAUCAAUA